AUGGGCGCCGGCGCCAGUGCAUCUACGAUAGCAUGGGAGCCGUCGUGCCUCACGCCAUCCGCGGCCGAGCUCGUGCGCGCCAUCAAAACGGGCGAGAAGAGAUGCGUUGACGUCGUCACGGCUGCGCUGGAGCGCAUCGACCUCGUGGAAGGGAACAACCUCAGGGCCUGCGUCGAGGUGCUCAGGGAGUCGGCUCUGGCCCAGGCCGCGGCCGUCGACGCAAAGGUCAAAGCCGGCGGCGACCUGGGCGCGCUCGAGGGGCUGCCCGUCGUGAUCAAGGUCAACAUAGACGUCGCGGGCACGCUGUCGACGGCGAGCACGCCGGGCCUCGCGGAAUGGCGGCCGGCGACGUCCGCGCCCUGCGUCGAGAAGCUCCUCGCGGCGGGCGCGAUCCCGAUCGCGAAGACGAACAUGCCGGAGAUGGCCGUCGGCUUCACGGGCCAGUCGCCCGUCCACGGCACGUGCCUGAACCCGCGGAACACGGCCUACAACUGCGGCGGCUCCUCGUCGGGCACCGCGGCGGCGGUCGCCGCGGGCGUGGCGGCCUGCGGGCUCGGGUCCGACACCGGCGGUUCGCUGCGCGGCCCGGCGGCGCUCUGCGGCGUCGUCGGCUUCCGGCCGUCGCGCUGGCCCGGGGCCGGCGUCGUGCCCAUCUCGGCGCUCCGCGACACGCCCGGGCCCAUGGGCGCGACCGUGGCGGACGUGGCGCUGCUGGACGCCGUCGUCAACGGCGAGGCGCCCGUCGCGGCGCCCGACGGCCUCGCCGGCGUCACGUUCGGCGUCCCCCGAGACUGGCUCGCGGCCAAGGGCGAGUGCUGCGACGCGGCGACGCGCGCGCUCGAGGCCGCCGCGGCGGCUCUCGCGAGCGCGGGCGCGGCCGUCGAGGACGUCGAGGGCUUCCACGACGUGACGCGCGCCGACGCGGACCGCUGGCCGUUGCCCUUCCUGCCCGUGCCGCCGGAGAACUGCCGCGCGGAUCUCCAGGCGUACCUCGACGGCCACGCGGGAAUUUGCCCGCUGAAGACCGUCGCGGACGUGCAGGCCGAGAUGGCCUCGGACUUCAUCAGGGCGACGUACGACCCCGUCGAGGGCGACGACCUCCCGGCGAAGUUCGCCGCGCGCGACGAGGGCGUGGCGAAGCUCGACGGCGCCUACCGCGCCUUCUUCGAAGCCAGGGGCAUCCGCGCGCUGAUCCUGCCGACCUUCGUCGGGCCCCCCGGCCGCGUCGACGUCGAGGGCUACGCCGGCAAGGCCCUCGGCAACGAGUACGCGCUCUUGUUUCACCUGAACGAACUCCGCGUCCCGUCGCUCUGCCUCCCGAUUCCGUCGGUCGCGCACGGCGACACCGGCAUCCCCGCGUCCGUCCUCCUCUACGGCGUCGACGACCGGGAGCUCCUCGGGCUGGCCCUCGCCCUCGAGACCGCGCUCCGCGCUUGA
This is a messenger RNA of Aureococcus anophagefferens, 1437 nucleotides long. RefSeq lists its product as hypothetical. The record is from RefSeq and is a predicted model, not a curated record. NCBI's taxonomy places the organism in Eukaryota, Pelagophyceae, Pelagomonadales, Pelagomonadaceae. Bases 1 to 1437 code for a protein of 478 amino acids. Gene Ontology annotation, molecular function: catalytic activity. The transcript has a single exon.